UUUAGAGCAUCUCGUCUUUACCUCACAUCCGCGGCACAAAAUAUUGGAUUAUCUAUAUUUUGAUGGUGGUUUUAUCAUAUAGCAUGUCUGUGGAUGUGAUCAUCCCAAAAGGCGGUGCUUCCCCAAUGCACUUCGACAGAUGUAACAAAUAAUUAAUCUUUAAGGAGUUUCCAAGAAUAAUUUACUGAGUAUUAUUAUGAAUGUUCAUUCAUUCAUAAAAUAACUUAAAUAAGCAAUAAAAAACAUGACGAAUAAUGUGGAACAUUCAUAAAGUAAGCUGAGUGAAAACAAUUGCCUUGAAUCUUUACGAAAAUUUGGGCCAAAUGUUUUAGUAAAGUGAAAUCUGAUAUCAGGAUUAAUCAUUUUCGUGGCUUCAUUUGAAAGUUGCUAUCUUCUGAUCGAGAGUUAUAUUCUAGAGGAUAUCGUCAUGUGUGAGACGGCGAACUGCACUGACGCAGAUGAACCCAUAGUGUACCAGAACUACUCAGAGAGAAUCAUCUACGCCACGGUCACCGGCUUGAUCUCCAUCUCUGGUGCCUUCGGGAACACCUUGGUCAUACUUGCGGUGUUCAUCAGCAAGAAACUACGGAACAAAACCAACACCUUCGUCGUCAACCUCGCCAUCGCAGACUUGAUAAGCUGCCUGAACCUUCCCUGGACAGCCCUGGCACUGCUUUGUGAGGACGAGUGGCCUUUGCCAGACUGGAUCUGCAUGUGGGAAGGUAUGAUCCUGAUGGUCAGCACCGGUUGUAGUCUGUACACUCUUGGUGGCAUCGCGCUAAGCCGGGCUUGCCUGAUUACAUUGCCGAACCAUCGGUACCAUGAGAUCCUGACCCCCAAAACUCUCUUUGGCCUCAUUAUGAUUUUCUGGUUGAUACCAGUGACGACAUCCAUCGUUCCGUACAUCGUUUCAGACAGCUUCUUCGGCUUCAAUGAGCGGUACAGCAUGUGCAUCUGGAACACUACGCAUCCCUUCUCGCCCUAUUACAACUUGAUACUUGCCAUUACCUUCUACCCCGUCCCACUCUUUAUCAUCUUCUUUAGCUAUUUCCGCAUCUGGCGCCAUGUUCGUACUAAUUCUCGUCGCAUGGCCCGGGUCACCACCAGGAUCGUCACUGUCUCUGGGCAGUUGGCCGGCCUGGCCAGGAAGAGCACAUUCAGCAAGAGGCAGAUGUCUGUCACAAAGAACCUUUUCAUCAUCAUCGUUGUCUUUCUCAUCUUGAUAUCACCCUACAGCAUCCAGUUGGUCAUACCAGGAGGCGAGAGAUUGGUUCCUGCCUUCGGGAUGAUCUUCCUGUUCAAUUCCUGUGUUAAUCCGUUCAUUUACGGAACACGCCACCCAGACUUCAAGGUUGCCUUCAGAAGCAUCUUGCGAUGUCCCGUGAGGUCAAACCAGUUGAUGGAUUCGACAGCUUCGGCCGGUUUGCGUGUUCAGCCUUUGAUAAGGAGACCAGCCCAAAGAGAUACUGAAUUCAUUGCUCCGAAUUCGACAAGCUCUUCAGAAUCAUAGUAAUGAAGUUCGGUGGCCUAAAUGCAGGUGAUAUUGGAGACACGAAUUGCUAUGUCAUGCAAAUCAGAACAUAAUAUUGACGAGGAAUAAUUAGUGGCAACUGCGUUAAACUGAGU
Molecule: messenger RNA, 1626 nt
Organism: Lytechinus variegatus (green sea urchin)
Lineage: Eukaryota; Metazoa; Echinodermata; Echinoidea; Temnopleuroida; Toxopneustidae
Product: histamine H2 receptor-like
Exons: 1
Coding region: 428-1510 (360 amino acids)
Biological process (GO): G protein-coupled receptor signaling pathway
Cellular component (GO): membrane
Molecular function (GO): G protein-coupled receptor activity
Source: RefSeq, a predicted model, not a curated record